CUCACCACCCCCUUGAUCAUAUAAACCUGUUUCCAGUUUUCACCAUCAUCGCUAAACCCUAAACCCUGCUUACUACUGGACGGCAAGAGCAAGGAGUGAGUGGAAGAUACGUAGGAGAAAGCUACAAUGUCCUCGUCCGAAGAUGAAUCGAUGUCAGAAUUGGACGAACAGGAAGAACAGAGAAAGCCAACCAGGUCUGAGGGAUCGGUACUUGAUUAUAUCAUGAGCUUGGAAAGUGUUCCGUCCAAACUCCCCCCACAUCUUGAACUCAUGAGGACGCGGGUUUUCUGCAAUAACGAUGCUCCUGACCAUACAGAUACCAUACAGUAUUCUGGCGCCUAUGCUGCGUUAGGAGUUGAUAAUAGCAUACGAUUAGAUAAUUUCUGUCAGAACUUCAAAGUUCAAGUGAAUCGACUUACAGAGGAUGACAUGGAGUUCGAUAUGAUGGGAAUUGAUCCAGCACUUGCCAAUGCAUUUCGAAGAAUUCUUAUAGCAGAGGUUCCAACAAUGGCUAUUGAAAGAGUAUAUAUAGCAAACAAUACGUCAGUUAUACAAGACGAAGUUCUUUCCCAUCGAUUGGGUCUUAUUCCGAUCAAGGCUGACCCCAGGCUGUUUGAAAAUCCAGAAAAUGCGGGAAAUGACAAGAAUGAAAAGAACACUAUUGUCUUUAAACUCCAUGUUCGAUGUGAAAAAGGUCAUCCCCGAAUCACCGUAAAAUCAAAUGAACUGAAGUGGUUACCUAAUGGGAGUGAACUUCCUGCUGAAGAUGUCAAACCAAAUUCUGGUUCAAAACCAAGAACAUUUACUUCAUUUAGUUGCAGUCAAGAUUCCCUUCCUGAAUUUUCUACCGAUCCAAUUGCUCCCAAAAAUUUGGAUAUCAUAUUAGCUAAACUUGGACCUGGCCAGGAAAUUGAACUUGAAGCUCAUGCAGUUAAAGGCAUUGGCAAGACACAUGCAAAAUGGUCCCCAGUUGCCACUGCUUGGUAUCGGAUGCUCCCAGAGGUUGUUCUCUUGAAAGAGGUUAAGGAUGACCUUGCUGAAGAACUCAAAAAUAAAUGUCCAGUUGGAGUAUUCGAUAUUGAAGAUAUUGGAAAAGGCAGAAGAAGGGCAACUGUUGCCAACCCACGAGCGUGUACUCUAUGUAGGGAAUGCAUCAGAGGGGGAAAAGAAUGGGAGGAUCGUGUGUCCUUGCGCCGUGUUAAAGAUCAUUUUAUUUUUAAUGUUGAGUCAACUGGAGCAUUACCACCUGAAGUGCUCUUUACUGAAGCUGUGAAAAUCCUGGAAGAGAAGUGUGAGCGUGUGAUUACUGAGCUUUCUUGAUGCAAUAUUUACCUUUAAUCCAGGAUGAAAUAGAAAAAAGGAUGUAAAUGAUCCUUUGAUUAUUAUUUAACAGUUUUGUGUUUUUGAUAUGAAAGCUCUUCUCUUGUCCACGAUAAA
Neltuma alba is the source of this 1437-nucleotide messenger RNA. Its product is annotated as DNA-directed RNA polymerases I and III subunit rpac1. Gene Ontology annotation, biological process: DNA-templated transcription. NCBI's taxonomy places the organism in Eukaryota, Viridiplantae, Streptophyta, Magnoliopsida, Fabales, Fabaceae. The record is from RefSeq and is a predicted model, not a curated record. Gene Ontology annotation, molecular function: DNA binding; protein dimerization activity. Gene Ontology annotation, cellular component: RNA polymerase III complex; RNA polymerase I complex. Bases 127 to 1320 code for a protein of 397 amino acids. The transcript is spliced from 9 exons.